AUGGUGUGGCUAAUCGCUAGUGCAUUAGGACCCUUACUUGCCCCUUGCCACAGCGAGGCUGGGCGGGCCUCAGUUGCUAUAAGUCCACCGCGCGGGGCGGAUGUGCCCCAGCUUCACUUACCUCGUGUUCCCGCCUUUCGUAACCUGUCUACACCAGAUAACAAACCGCCCGCAAUUAUAUUGGACAAUGGACAUCGUGUCACUAAGAGAUAA
Parnassius apollo (apollo) is the source of this 213-nucleotide messenger RNA. The record is from the annotation of a GenBank genome assembly. Lineage: Eukaryota; Metazoa; Arthropoda; Insecta; Lepidoptera; Papilionidae.